AUGCACCACCACACCAACAACAUGCACCACCACACCAACAACAUGCACCACCACACCAACAACAUGCACAACCACACCAACAACAUGCACCACCACACCAACAACAUGCACCACCACACCAACAACAUGCACCACCACACCAACAACAUGCACAACCACACCAACAACAUCCACCACCACACCAACAACAUGCACCACCACACCAACAACAUCCACCACCACACCAACAACAUCCACCACCACACCAACAACAUCCACCACCACACCAACAACAUGCACCACCACACCAACAACAUCCACCACCACACCAACAACAUCCACCACCACACCAACAACAUGCACCACCACACCAACAACAUGCACCACCACACCAACAACAUGCACAACCACACCAACAACAUGCACAACCACACCAACAACAUGCACCACCACACCAACAACAUGCACCACCACACCAACAACAUGCACCACCACACCAACAACAUCCACAACCACACCAACAACAUGCACCACCACACCAACAACAUGCACCACCACACCAACAACAUGCACCACCACACCAACAACAUCCACCACCACACCAACAACAUCCACCACCACACCAACAACAUCCACCACCACACCAACAACAUCCACCACCACACCAACAACAUCCACCACCACACCAACAACAUCCACCACCACACCAACAACAUGCACCACCACACCAACAACAUCCACCACCACACCAACAACAACCACCCCCACCACACCAUUGGUUUUUUGUGUGUGUAUAUGUUUGUGGUUUUGUUUUUCAAUUAA
Molecule: messenger RNA, 801 nt
Organism: Triplophysa rosa
Lineage: Eukaryota; Metazoa; Chordata; Actinopteri; Cypriniformes; Nemacheilidae
Product: histidine-rich glycoprotein-like
Exons: 1
Coding region: 1-801 (266 amino acids)
Source: RefSeq, a predicted model, not a curated record